Folsomia candida is the source of this 1102-nucleotide messenger RNA. RefSeq lists its product as uncharacterized. Bases 261 to 911 code for a protein of 216 amino acids. The record is from RefSeq and is a predicted model, not a curated record. NCBI's taxonomy places the organism in Eukaryota, Metazoa, Arthropoda, Collembola, Entomobryomorpha, Isotomidae. The transcript has 7 exons.
UAAAUAAUGCAGUCUAAAAAAUCGUGCCAAUUCGUGACGUAAUAUGACAGCCCUAUGUAUAACAAGAAUAACUUCGCUCUUUGCCUUUUGCUGCAAAAAAAUGAACAACAAAGUGCAAAUUCAUGACACGAUAAAUACUUUUUACAAAUACGAAGUAAGCACACAUAUUUACAAAAAUUUAUAAAUAGUGGUGCGAUUAAGAAACUUGAGAUCAUAUUUGUUUCACUUUCCCGAUAUGUUUACAUAAUUUAAGCCGAGUAAUGAGAGUGGAUAGUAAUUCCCUAGCCUUAAUGGCUACCGCGGGGGUGAUCCUUCUAAUUUCGGGACACGCAGCACCUAAAGAAGUCCCAUACGCUGGGCGAUGUGAACCAACCGACACGUGCGCUGGGAAGGAUAUGACGUGCCGUAAUGGAAACUGUGUCUGUGCGAAGGGAUACACUGGGGCGUACCGUUGUCACGAGUAUACCCAAAUUCAUCGAAUUAUAACGAUCGAGUAUCAUCCCUGGGUGAUUGUAAACGAGUCCUGCCUCUCAUCGCGAGUCAAGACCGCGUCGUCAUGUCGACACACGACCUGUUACACUGGCCUCCUCAUCGAUCUUCUGCACAAGGUGGAUAACGAAAUCAAGAUCCUGAACAAAUGUACCAUUGAAGGGGUCGAAAUGUUCGACGAUGUUUCGAACACAUAUCGCUCAUUCGGCAAGAAUGACACGGUAGAUGUUAUCGUGCGCGGGGAAGCAGACAUGGCCUUAGCGGCGAUUGACGAUAGAGAUGAUGAAUGGCUCGCAGUUUCCAUACACGUUAAAUUUUGGGUUUCCCAAAUCUACCCAAACCUCGUGGGAAUUUAUUAUGGGAAUGAUGAAAGUUGGCGGAGAUUCAUAUCCUCCUCUAAAGUUAAUGUCAAGCUUGUUUGAAAAAUGGUUUGUUAAGAAUGCAAAAUUGUGGACGAAGGACAAGCAAGUCACCAAUUUUACACCGGAAUAUGAGUGCCUCUAUAAGUAAGAUGUGCAUAGAAGUUGUAAAAAUUAAUGUUAUUCAAAAAGCCAAAUGUAUCUAUCUAUUUUAGCUUUUGGUAAUAAAUUUGUUUAGUUGAUUUUCAUCCCAA